This is a messenger RNA of Acanthopagrus latus (yellowfin seabream), 5662 nucleotides long. RefSeq names its product SH2 domain containing 3Ca (gene sh2d3ca). The transcript is spliced from 15 exons. Gene Ontology annotation, biological process: positive regulation of peptidyl-serine phosphorylation; small GTPase-mediated signal transduction. Gene Ontology annotation, molecular function: phosphotyrosine residue binding; guanyl-nucleotide exchange factor activity. The coding region runs from base 203 to 3073 and encodes 956 amino acids. NCBI's taxonomy places the organism in Eukaryota, Metazoa, Chordata, Actinopteri, Spariformes, Sparidae. The record is from RefSeq and is a predicted model, not a curated record.
UCGCUGCCUCUCAUCGCUCCCUCACACAUGCAAAGUUGUGUGCAGUGUCUCACCCACAGAGAGGAACUGUGGUUUCUCCUCUUCAGCAAGAAGUGAUCCUCCCCACCGGGCUCCCCUUCUCUGUUCUGCUGCGUCCCCUCUCAGAUGAUCCAUCCAUCACCCACCUGCAGCCGAUCUUUUUCACGCACACUGCAGCCACAGCAUGAGCCUACGGAAACUGAGUUUCAAGUGGUUUGGUAGCCUCACCAACCUCUCUUUCCGCCGCUCCACUGAGAAAUCAGACUCUAAGUCCUCACCAUCCAAGUCUGGAGCAGGAGAUGGCACCGACGGUGGCGCCGGGGCCGUCCUGGCUCCGAUUGUUGAGGCAACGGUGGACGACAUGGGUGCCAUGCGCCCUCGCACCGCCAGCUAUGUCCGCUCCAGUGAGAGCUAUACACACAUGGGUACGCUGCCACGGCUGCUGAUGAAGCGGAGAGACAAGAGUAGUAAAGGAGGCUCCUGCAGCAAGAAGAGUAAAGACAAAAGCAGCAUCAGCAGAAGUCAAAGUCAGCGACCUGCAGGGAACCAAGACCCCGCGCCCCUGAGGGUCACACUUGUGUCAUCCAAAGUGCCUACGGAUGAAGUUAAAGCUGACUCUGGUCUCGGACGAGACUCUCCCCCUGAUCCCAAGACCCAGCCUGUACCUACACCUGAGACAAACGCAACAAGCACUCAAAACCCCGUCUCAGGACCCACAGCUGCCUGUGAGGAUGUGUCGCCAUCUGGUGGCUCAAGUUCUGCACUGCAACCAGAGACUCAUGACGAGCAGAGUGUCGCUCAGGCACGCGCAGGCUCGAAGCCCGAGGAGACUUCAUCACCUCCACUCAGCCAGGAGAUCGAUGAGACUCAGGAGGAUGAUGGGAUAGAGUGUGAUGGGAUAGAGUGUGACGGGAUAGAGAGUGAUGGGAUAGAGUGUGAUGGGAGAGAGUCCGGACCUGUGUCAGAACCAAAGGGGGAGGCUGAGAGCAAUAAUCUGACAGCAGGAGCAGACAGAGGAAAGCAAAGCUCUAACAACAUUUACUGCCACAUGGACCCGGUGCAGAGCCAGGCGGAAUACGUCCAGUUCUCCAAAGAGAAGUACCUGCUGGAGUCUCCUCCCGAGAAACUGCGGAAGGAGCUGGAGGAGGAGCUGAAGCUGAGCGCCGCUGACAUCAGGAGCCAUGGCUGGUACCAUGGACACAUACCCAGAGAGGUGUCAGAGACUCUGGUUUUACGUAACGGAGAUUUCCUCGUGCGUGACUCUCUGACCAGCGUGGGCGACUUUGUGCUGACCUGCCGAUGGGAUAACGAAGUGCUGCACUUUAAGAUCAGCAAAGUCCUGGUCAAGUCCAACGAGACCAAGGUGCAGUAUAUGUUGGAGUCUGACAGCUUCGACUCGGUCCAGGAGCUCGUGCGGUUCUACGUGGGCCAGCGGAAGCCGGUGUCCCAGUCCAGCGGCGUCCACAUUUACUGUCCAGUCAGCAGGACGCUCCCGCUGCGCUACCUGGAGGCCACCUUCGCUCUGGCCAACAGCAAGCAAGGCUCCGCCUACUCACCGUCUAGUCAGAGGGGAGCGUACAUCAAGAGGAGGAGCGUCACCAUGACAGAUGGGCUGACGACGGAGAAGAUGAUACCUCACAGCCCGUCGACGAUCCACCACCAUAAAGACGCAAUGCGGAACUGUGCGAUGAGCAUGGACCAGAUUCAGGAGUAUCGCUGCCCCUUGUCUCCAGUUGGAGAAACCCCGCUAUCUCCGGCAUAUAGUGCCAUCACCAGGCAGAGAGCCCACUCUGGCGGCCGCAUGCUGGCCGUUGUCCCGCCCUCCCCCGUGAUGCGCCGUUCCAGCGACCCUCAGCUCAGCCCCUCGGCCGGCACCAACCCCCCCGAGCAUCCCGCGCACACCUCCCACUCGGCACACUCCUCGCCCGCCCAUCACCCCAGCUACCAAUCACAUUCGUCAGAAACAGCGGGGAGCUACUGUGACCUCAGACCUUGCCCCGCCGGGCCGCCCAAACCCCCAGCCAAGGGCUACGUGGAACGGUUGCGGGUGGAAGAAGGGAGGCAGGAUGGAGCGAGGGAGGACGGAGAGGGGAUGUUCAGCGCCCCACAGGUGGAGACGGCGUCCUCUUUCAGGCCAUCCAGGUACGAGUCUUGCCUUAUGCCAGCUGAGAAUAAGCCUCUGGAGAUGUCGGUGCUGAAGAGAGUCAAAGAGCUGCUGGCUGAGGUGGAUGCGAGGACCGCGGCUAAACACAUCACCAUGAUGGACUGCACGGUGGCCAGAAUAUUAGGCGUAACCUCGGAGACGCAAAGGAUGAUGGGAGUGUCCUCAGGGCUGGAGUUACUGACACUACCACACGGACACCAGCUAAGGCUUGACCUGCUGGAGAGGUUCUACACCAUGUCCAUCAUGAUGGCAGUGGACUUGCUAGGCUGCACAGGAAGCACAGAGGAGAGGGCGGCCCUGCUCCACAAGACCAUCCAACUGGCAGCGGAGUUGAAGAGCACCCUGGGCAACAUGUUUGGCUUUGCCGCUGUGAUGAGAGCCCUGGAGCUGCCACAGAUUUCCCGCUUGGAGCAGACGUGGGUGACGUUACGCCAGAGACACACAGAGGGCGCCAUUCUGUACGAGAAGAAACUCAAACCGUUCAUGAAGAACAUGAACGACGGCAAAGAGUCCAGCGCCCUGUCCAACACGUCCUUCCCCCACAUCAUUCCUGUCCUGUCCUUGUUGGAGCGGGGCAUGGCUGUUGGGGACGCGCUGGAGCCCUGGGAGAGCGCCGAGGCGGGAGUAGACGUGGUCAUGUACCACCUAGAGGCAGCUCGCACCAUCGCUCAUCACGGGGGGAUCUAUAGAACCAACGCUGAGACCAAGCUGCAGGGACUCCAAGAGCACGCCGAAAUUCACGAAGUCUUCCACACGGAGUUCCAGAUGCGCCUCCUGUGGGGCAGCCGCGGCUCCGAGGGCAGCCAGUCGGAGCGCUACGAGAAGUUCGACAAGGUCCUCACUGCCCUGUCGCACAAGCUAGAGCCCCCUGUGCGCCACAGCGAGCUAUAGCACCCGCCCCUGACACCCGCCAUCACCAAAACACCCCCCCCCCCUCCCAUCUGCACUCGCCACUCUUCGUGGUACCGUCUUGUUUUGCAUCGCGACGGAUAACGUGGAAGAGUCCAGCGUGAACACUGAGAGGAGUGACAGUGAAUGAAGAGGCAGCUAACAGAGCAUGAGCAAGUGAGCAGUAGGGGUACAGAGAAGAGGGUCUCACUUAUAAGACGCGUUGCACUCGCUGUGGACUUCUGUUCCCUCCUGUGGACUUCACUCAGCGCUAAAAUAUUUCAACGGCAUGGGAAGAGAGACAAGCCGAGCAGAAAAGGAGACGGGGGAGAGAGAUCGGUGACCAGCUCCUCUGCUCGGUACAAACAUGAACAUGUGUACGGCGUCUCCAGAGGGCCAGACAGCGCUGCAGCAGAGUUUGGCUUUUUUGCUCCAAUAAAACACAGACACUCUCUCGUUUCAACUGCUGUCACACACUGUAGCAGAAAUGAUAACAAUAACUUACAUAGCUCAUAUAUAGAUGUUUCGUCCGUAUGAGUGAGCGCGUGUGUGUUUACAUUCCUUCAUUUCUGUGUGUCGUUAAUGUUUCAUGUCUUUUUUUUCCUUUUUUUUUUUUGGUCCUAAUUCAUUUGCUUUGGAUCAGAGGAGAUCUAAACAUCAUGGACGUUGCUUCAGCAAAACUCACGCGAAUCUGUCAGUGCUCAUUCUUAGGGAACCAUGUUCAUCAAACCUCAUUAAAUAUGUAUCAAGCAGUCCCAUUGAAUCCCAUUAAAAAUGUAUCAGGCAUGCAUUAAUAAAUGUAUCAGAAAUGAAACAUUUGCAGAAGUAAUGCAGCAACUUAUAAUACGAGGGCUUUGCGAGUUGUUUAAAACAUUAAGAGGACAAGAGGACUGUUGUAGCUGUUCGCCCGAUAUUUUUGAAAUUUGCGUGUCUUGUCCACAAAGACUAGCUAACAACAGCAUGAUGAGACGGAGGGGAAACAGGAUAUAUUCGAAAUGUGUUAAGGGCAAUGUUUCACUUAGUAUAUAGACAUUUAUGAACAUGCUGUGGUACGACUGUCGCUUCAGUUUGUACAUUCGCAGAUAUUGUUGCAUGCUGCUAUAAAUGUUAUACCAAGUAAAAUGUUGCUUUAAAGGUGCAAUAUGUAAGAAUUCGCGUUUAAAAUGUUCAAAAAAGAUUCUCAAGAGAAUGUGGAGAGGAAAGAGUUUUGACGUUACGACAGAGACGCAUUAGGCCGCAGUGAUAUCACCUGAACUCGGUGUGCUAACCGGAUAGCUCCAAGCCACUUUGUACCUCGAGAGAUGAUGGUCAACGACGCUACCAAUCCAGGCAGAGUCGGCUAACAGCAUUGCUCGCUAGCUGCACGGUUAGCUGAGCUCACCGGCUAACCGCAGCUGCAUUCAGUAGCUGUUUUUUGGAGUUGUUUGGAGCACGCAUUUAGCAGGCGGCCAAUUCUAGCAUAUCACACCUUUUAAACAACUCAUUUAAACAUGUAUUUUAAAUGUGUCAUACGUGAGAAAUACACAGGUGAUCUGUGCUGAUACUGAACGGACGAAGAAAUCUGUCAUCUUCCAUCUUUUUUUUUUAAAACCAACGAGUGAAAAAAAACGGAAGUUCCUAAACUGAAUCAGAUAAGGACAUGUUGAACACAGCACGGCUGCAGAGGAUGUCUUUUGGUUGUGUGUUUUGAAUUUCCGUUUCAACAAUACCGCGAAAGAUUAUCCUAUUGUUUCUCUUUAUUGCUGUGGGAUUUCAUUUUGGUCGGCUGUUCAGUGUCAAAUCAUUGCUGUGUUAACGGCUUGUCGGCCUGAGAGGGCUGGAGCCAACUCUCAGAGCUAUGCAAUCAUUUCAGGCCGGGGCUGAGGCCCCCAAGGAACGGACACACAUGCAGAAUGUUCUCCAUGUUUAGCCCCCAGCAUUGCCUUCUUUUUGAAAUAUCUAUCUUCUUCCUAUCCCCAUCCAGACUGAUAACUAUAUAUGAAUGAAAGUCAUAUCAGAUAUCGAUCAAGCGCAAAUUAUUCUGAAAGUAUCCCUGUAUCGGAUAGUUGCGUAUGAGGGAUCCAGCUUUCUCAUCACAUGUUCAGGGUCGGCUGUACAGAUCAGUUCAUGAGGUGAAGAGCCAUGUGCCAGUUCCCACUGUUGUCCAACAGGGGGCGAUCUUUAGUCAGCAAAAAAAAAUAAAAAUACACUGAAUCUUCAAUUGUAAUAUGAUACAACAGAAAGACAUAGACACACACACACACACACACACACACACACACACACAGGGAUAAAACCCAUUUGCUCUGUGUUUUGAGACCAAUGUUCGAUGUCACUGUUAUCAGAUAUCAGACCUACUGGUUUAGGUUUAAUGUCUGAUAAACACUGACGAUGACAAACUGAUGAUGAUGAUGUAAUAUGUUUAUAUUUGUCCUCUGUUGAAUGUUGUACAGGAAUGCUCUGAUGGUGUGUGGAUUCUCCUGCUCUUUAUAGCAGGACCGUGUGAGAUGAACUUGAAAAGACGACAAAAUGUUUCAGGACCGAUCUCAUGUGUUUUUUACGUACUGUACAUAGCGGUUCACUUUUUUUCAAAUAAAAUGAUUGCUUGUGUCA